AUGGAAAUUUUUUCGGGUUCCAAAAUUAGGUUUAUUGUCUUUAAAAGGGUGCAAUUCCUUUGUUAUGCUGUUAUGUUGGUGGCCUUAAUGGUCUUAAAAUGCCAACAAUAUCGUUUAUCGCAAUAAUUUCUGGGCCAACAUAUCGUUUGCAAUUUUUUUUUUUUAUCGUGACAAGCCUACUAAUGAUUUAAUAAAACCCCCAAAGACAUUUUUGCAAAUAUGAAACACACUUUUACAAAAAACACCAACAUUAUGCUUUUAUUUGCUCAUAUAUGUACAGUCUUAGCCAAAAAUUAUAGUUAUCCCUGCUAUCAUUCAGAAAAUGCACCACCACGGCUUCCAGACCUGUUACAGUUAUAAACACUUUGGUAUUAAAAUGUUUAUUUGUUCAACAAGAAAGCAGAGAAUAAUCAGACAUUACAGAAACUCACAUAAAAUAAUUUGUUAUAUUACUCUGAAGUGAUUUAAAGUGUUCUCCCAGCUUCUGUUCUAAGUUCUCUCCACAGGGGUUCUCCUAUAGGUUCUGUAGAAACCACCAUCCUGCUUCUCUCAAUCCAUUGAUGCCCCGCCCCUCUCAAAGUCUGCCAACUGGACAGGGACCUGCAGCCGGAGGAUCAGCAGAUCGUCCUCUCGGCCCCUCGACCCCCCGGCCGGAUCCUACUGACCCCCCAACCCCCCCCCCGGAGACCCAGCAUACUGAGUGGGCGCACACGGCGUUCCUGAUAUCAGGAAAAUGGCACAGAUCCAGAAGAAGACGUCCACCAUGUCCGUAACCAUCUCCUCCUGCUCCCGAGAAACUUCAUCCUACUCCUCCUCAUCAUCCUCAGCUUCCUCCACCACUCUCCAACAGUCCAGCCUGGUGCAGCCCGUCUGUAUCAGUCCCCAGAGAACAGUGACCCCAUGCCAGUAUUCAGGAAACGGAGGCACGACUCCCACAUUCAUAAAGCGUCUCCAUGACGUCAGCACGGUGAAAGGGCAGCUGGUGGUUCUGGAGUGCAGGAUUAGAGGAACUCCUCCGCUGAACGUUUGCUGGUACAGAGAGGACGAGCAGAUCCCCGACUCCGCUGAUUUCAGGAUUCUCAGAAAGAAAGCAAGUUCUACAAGUAUUCCGGAGGAGCUGUGCACCCUGGUCAUCACAGAGGCGUAUCCCGAGGAUUCUGGGAUAUUUAAGUGUAUAACUUCAAAUCAGUUUGGAACAGCAUCCUGUAGCGCCGUGCUGGAGGUUUACACAGAUAUAGACGAGGUUUUAGCAGAUGUUGAUGGCCCUGAUAACUCAGAGAGUCUGGAGCAGGACACGCCUCCCUUACUGCUGCAGGACGUGGCCGCUAUCCCUCCUCCUGAGUGGCCUGACAGUCCUGAAGAAGAUCCUGCUGCAGAAACACCACCGAUGCAGAAGUAUCAGUCUGUGAGUGGAGGAGCGGAGAUGAGCUGCCAGUUCUCCUCCUCCUCCUCAAAGAGCAUCACGACCACCAGCUCCUCCUCUCAGAUCACUACAGAGACCCCCACCUCCCCCCAGAGAGAGCUCCACAACACCCUCCCCAAACCGUUCACCCCCACCAGCAAGCAGAAGAGCCUGGCGGAGCCCGGCAGCACCAGCAAGAACCUGGCCGACCUGCCCACCUUCUCCCCUACACUGUUCUCCCCCUGCGCCUUCAACUACGAGCGCCCCCGCCACUUCAUCCAAUCACAGCCCAGCUUCCAGACCCCCAGCUACGACAGCCUGCAGUCCAACGGCAGCAGCAACCCGUCCCCGUACUCCUCCACCCUCAGCUCCCCGACCGCCGCCACCGCAACCCCCACCGCCUCCGCCGCCACCUCCAGCCAACCGCCUGCCAGCCCGCCGCAGCCGGCUCCGCCCCCCGCGCCCAUGCGCACCAGCGUCACGCUGAUCCCGAGAGUCUCGCGGUCGCAGUGCGGAAACGAGGAGAAGAUUUCGUCUGCAGACUUCCUGUGUUCUGUACUUCCAUCAAACUCAACCCCAACCUCCACCUUAACCCCACAGGCCAGGUUCAUCUCUGUCCCUCGACCCCAGUCCCAGUCCUCCGGCUACAUCCCCAACACCCCCACCAAAACCUCACCACAACCACCACCGCCCCAGAGCCAGCCAAUCAAAUACACUCAACCUUCCCCAACCCCGCCCCCAAUAUCCCCCAAACUCAACACCAAACCAGCUGCUCUACCUCAGCAUUCCUCACUCGACUCCCAGCCCUUCAACUACAGAGAAACUCCCAAAAUACUGCCUAAACCCAUCCUGAAGAAGACCAUUUCCCAGCCGGUGGUGCGCUCCACGGAUCAGGAGAUCCAGGGCUCUAAAGAUGCUCUCAUUCAAGAUCUGGAGAAGAAGCUGCGCAGUAAAGAGGCUCGGCAGAAGAACAACCAGAAGCUCUCUUAUGAGGAGCGCAUGGCCCGCAGGCUGCUGGGUCGAGCUAACGCUGCAUCUGUGUUUGAUUUUGAGGAUUCUGCUGAAUUUCAGCACAAACAGAUGGGUUCAGUAGAAAGUCAGCAGUCUGGAGGAAUGUGCAGCAGCAUCAGUAAGCUGUAUACCGGAGGAGAAGUGACCGAGGGUUCGGCCAUUCAGGAGAAGUGUUACGCUCCCCGGUUCAUCCAGGUACCAGAGGACCUUAUAGUGGAAGAGGGACGUUUCUGCAGAAUCGACUUUAAGGUUGGAGGUUUACCAGCCCCAGAUGUCACAUGGUACCUGGAUGGGAAGGCGAUUCGUCCGGAUGAUUAUCAUAAGAUGCUGGUGUGUGAAAAAGGUGUUCAUUCCUUCAUCAUCGAGAUCGUGACGGUUCACCACGCCGGAGUGUACGAGUGUAUCGCCAGAAACCGAGCCGGAGAGGCUCGCUUCUCCCUGCGUCUGGACGUGAUUGCUCAGGAAGUGCAGCGUCCGCCGAGCUUCGUGGUGAAGAUGCAGAACCUGCGGGUUCUGGAGGGGGACAUGGUGAGGUUAGAGUGUAAAGUUUCAGCGUCUCCGUCUCCACAGAUCUUCUGGAAGAAAGACAAGGAGAUGUUACGCAUCGACCCGAUGAGGAUGAGUCUUUCUAAUGACAGCUCUGGGAAUCAGUGUCUGAUUAUUGAUCGGGUGGUGAAAUCGGACGCAGGCUGGUACACUGUGUCUGCUAUAAAUGAAGCUGGAUUAUCCACAUGCAACGCCAGAUUAGACGUGGCCACUCGGGUGAAUAAAACCGGGACUCCAGUAAAGCCGGUGAAGAUGCUCCCCAUCAUCAACCAGUUCUCCAGCCUGGGUUCAGAGAGCAGCCCCCGCCACACCGCGCCGCUGUACGAGAGCGAGGAGCUAUAGACUCACCCAGAAUCCUCCCUUCUGCUUAUAGACCUCAGUGGAGACGUGUCUAUAGACCUCUACGCCUAUAAUAUAUUUAAUAUAGAAAAUAUCCCUCAUAAUCUUCAAACACAUAUAAACAUAUACAGCUCUGUAAAAAGUGAAGAGAUCACUUCAGUUUCUGAAUCAGUUUCUCUGAUUUUACUAUUUAUAGGUUUAUGUUUGAGUAAAAUGAACAUUGUUGUUUUAUUCUAUAAACUACAGACAACAUUUCUCCCAAAUUCCAAAUAAAAAUAUUCUCAUUUAGAGCAUUUAUUUACAGAAAAUGAGAAAUGACUGAAAUAACAAAAAAGAUGCAGAACUUUCAGACCUCAAAUAAUGCAAAGAAAACAAGUUCAUAUUCAUAAAGUUUUAAGAGUUCAGAAAUAAUCAAUAUUUGGUGGAAUAAUCCUGGUUUUUAAUCACAGUUUUAAUUUCAUGCAUCUUGGCAUCAUGUUCUCCUCCACCAGUCUUACACACUGCUUUUGGAUAACUUUAUGCUGCUUUACUCCUGGUGUAAAAAUUCAAGCAGUUCAGUUUGGUGGUUUGAUGGUUUGUGAUCAUCCAUCUUCCUCUUGAUUAUAUUCCAGAGGUUUUUAAUUUGGUAAAAUCAAAGAAACUCAUCAUUUUUAAGUGUCUCUUAUUUUUUUCCAGAUCUGACUUAUAUCAUCUCCUUUAACUUCCACCAGUUAAUAAUAAAAUAAAGAUAUUUUUAAACACACCGUCUGUAGGCUGGUAUAUGAUCAGACUGGCAGAUUGAUGCAUAAAUAUUAAUGUAAGGAAUAAGUACAGAUAGCAGUAUAUUUAUACUAUUUCUUUAUUUAUUCUUUAUUAUUUAUUAUCUGUAAGUCUGUAAAACAGCUGAAGUAACUGCUGCUCUGUUUAAAAUGAAAUUAUAUAAAAAUUAUAGUAAUUAUAAUGAUAUAUAUAGAGAAUAAUGAGCAACAUGUAACAUUAAAUGAUAUACAACAUAAAUAACAUGCAUCAGUGCCAAAUUAAAUAAAAAUGAUUAUCAUAAUCACUCAUAGUGCCCUUUUAUUUAUAUAUAUAAAAAAUAUCAUCGGUUUGUCUGAAGCCUCUCAUCCCCUGCAUUAAUCAGAUGCACUUUAGCCUGGAUUUCAAUUGAACUCUUUCUGCCUUUAACCCCCCCCCCCAAACACACGCACACACACACACACACACACACACUUAUACACUCAGACAAACAUGUGUACCCACAGCCCUCUGAUCAAUACUGAUCAAUAACCCGCUGCUCUACUGAGACUCUUCUCCCGCUGCAGUGAUAUUUGAGCUACUUUUAGCUGAAAUUAUAGUUUUGUGUAAUUUCUGAUCGUUUCUCGGCUCUCUCUGGCUCUGGAAAGUGUUUUCAUGUGUGUUAGAGUUUAGAAUGACUGUGUAAAGUUUGAAUUUUAUGUAAAGAUUAAUGAAUUAAGAAAAAUCAAGUGCUUAUUUAUGUUGCUUUUAUGUGCGACUGGUUUAAAUGUAGAAAUAUUAAUAAUAAUUAUAUGUUUAAACAUAAAAAAAAUCAGUGGUUUUGAGCUGAAGUGAACAGCGGGUGAUUAUACUCUGCCGUCUUUACUAUACUACUAUACUACUGUACUACUGAACAGGCUCUGGAGAUGUGUCCGUACUGUCUGUUUAAACUGAUAUAUACAGGUGUUGGAGAAUGAAAGUGAAACACCUGGUUUUAGAGCACAAUAAUUGAUUGUGGUGACGGACAGUUCUGGUGGAAACAGGAGAGUUGAGGUGCACAUUGAAUUCUGCGUGAUUUGAUCAGCCGUGGUUUUAUGUUUUUUGGAUACAAUCCGGGUUAGCACCCGAACAUCCCUUUCAGACAGCUUCCUCUUACAGCGUCCACAGUUAAUCCUGUUGGAUGUGGUUGGUUCUUCUUGGUGGUAUGCUGACAUUACCCUGGAUACCGUGGCUCUUGAUGCAUCACAAAGACUUGCUGUCUUGGUCACAGAUGCUCCAGCAAGACAUGCAGCAACAAUUUGUCCUCUUUUGAACUCUGGUAUGUCUCCCAUAAUGUUGUGUGCAUUGUAAUAUUUAGAGCAGAACUGUGCUCUUACCCUGCUAAUUGAACCUUCACACUCUGCUCCUACUGGUGCAAUGUGCAAUUAAUGAAGACUGAACACCAGGCUGCUCCAAUUUACACAUGAAACCUAAAAUCCCACUAAAAUGAUGACAGGUGUUUCAGUUUCAUUGUCCAACCCCUGUAUGUGCUGUAUGGUGUUUUGCUGAUAUGUGCUGUAUGGUGGUACUUUUGUACAGCAAUAGUGAUGGCUAAAAAUACAUAUUAAGAAAAUUUCACGUUUUUUCACGUGCAAAUUUAAAUUGAUAUGCAUUUAUAAAUCUAAACCUAAUAUUCAGAUUUGUCAAUUCUCAUAUUUAUAAACUGUUAGGUUAAAUUAUUGCUGGCAAUGUUCGUGAACUGACAGUUUAAUUUAAAGCAUUUUCUGUAAAAUCAAUAAAUAGAUCAAUAAAGUUCAGAUUGAUAUUUUAA
Molecule: messenger RNA, 5822 nt
Organism: Astyanax mexicanus (Mexican tetra)
Lineage: Eukaryota; Metazoa; Chordata; Actinopteri; Characiformes; Acestrorhamphidae
Gene: myot
Product: myotilin
Exons: 18
Coding region: 734-3301 (855 amino acids)
Biological process (GO): axon guidance; dendrite self-avoidance; homophilic cell-cell adhesion
Cellular component (GO): axon; plasma membrane
Molecular function (GO): cell-cell adhesion mediator activity
Source: RefSeq, a predicted model, not a curated record